AUGGGGUCCCAAGACCAAACCACCACAACGCCCGGGCCGUCGCAACCCAGCUCGGCGACGCCAGCGAACCCAGCGCCAACUUUUCCAAUCACCCCACCUGUGCUGAGUUCAAGCGGCUCUCUUGACGAUAACUAUGUUGUCUUCAACCGCGAGGACACCUUGGCCAUUCUUACCAAUAGAACUGAGGGUGUCACACUCGACAAGACGCUGAACUUCAGCGAAAGCACCUUGUUCAUCUACGCAGAAAAGGUAACCCUCGCCAGUAGCAAGAUCGCAAUCCCAGGCAAGAAUCUUGGCAUCUUCUGCAACCAGCUCGUCAUCGACAAGUCGUGUAAUGGCCAUGCUUGUAUCGACGUCUCCGGCGAGGACGGGAAUGUCGGAGUGUCCAAGGCCGUCGGCAAGACAGCCGCGGCCGGGUCAACAAAUACGGCUCCAGUGGCGACCACGAUUGAGCCACCAACACCGACUGUAGAUGCGGCUGCGCCAGCCGGUAUUGCAGCAACCGCAGCUGCAUCCAGUUCGGCAUCAAAUGGACAGACUGGCGGCGACGCUGGUGCCAUUUGGCUCUACGUCGAGGCCCCAGAUCCGGACCUCAACACCACGCUCACCUUGAAGGCGUUUGGAGGUGACGGGGGGAAAGGAGGAAAUGGCAGCACUGCGGGUAACGGAGGAGACGGUGGCACUUGCGGAAAUUUGCGAUGCUACAUCGGAUCUGAGCCACUGCGCUAUGGAUUGUACUUGACCACGACAACGGACCAGUACAAGAAGCCGUGGGUCUUGUGGAUCGACGACGUCAACACAAACCUAUCCGCUACACUCACCACGACCCUCUUGGCCGACGGCGUUGAUGGAACCGUGCUCACCGCAUGGGCGACGAUGGUGUCAAGCAUGUCGCAGUUGCAUCUGUCGGCAACGAACCUCCAGACCCAACUGGCCGAUCUCGUCCGGAUCGAUAAUCCCCUAAGCGUCACCCCGAUUCCGGGGCCAGCUACCAUGAAAAGUGCCAAGGCGCUCCUCGUUGCUCUUCGAAAGCUUAGGGAUAGCAGUGGUGGGCCAGGAAACCCGGAUGGGUCAGAAGCAACAGCAAUGAACCAUUUGGCCGCGCAAUGUAAGAACUUUGUGGGUGGUGUACAGAACGAAGAGAAUCUGCAGACGGCCCUGGCUGCGGUAACGACGAUGGUCACCAACCUCACUGUCGCCUAUUCGGCACCAUCGCCACUGCGGGAUCAACUAUCCACUCUUAUGGACUGUCUGCAGAUAGCUGCCGACACGCAGAAAGACAGUUUUAUCGAAACCGUUUGCCAACUUGCCGGUGGUAAAGGGGGCGCAGGAGGAAGUGGGCUGACCGCCGCCGAGUCCAGCGGCGCGCGUGGCACCGAUCAACCAGACAACCAUGCCGAGGCCUUCUUUGUCUCGUUGGUCGGGACCCGGGCCGAUUGCAACAUUGACCAAGCAUUUGCCUGCCCCGAACAAUGCCAGAUGAUACUCGAAGCCGCCGACGCCUUGUACUUCACCAACGACCGAAACAAGUUUCCAGAGGCAAUGAAACUGUACAACAAGCUCACAGAGCGAUUGGGAUUCUUGGAUGUCAUGCUCAGGGGCGAUGGUGCCCCUAUCGGGUGCGCUCUUACAACGGCCCUGGAAUGGCUUUCGUCCUACUACAACUUGACAACAGAGCCCAUUUCACAGCUCAAUCGCAUCUACAAGACCGCUGAACGGCGUCUGAGCAGCAUGAUUCUCAACCAGGAUAUCUGGGGGCACUCCGCGACUUGGGUGCCUCGUCUCUCGUUGGCCUACUACCAGGCCCGCGUCCCAACCAUGAUCGCCACCUUUGAGGCCCUCGAGAAGGUGUUUUCGAAGUAUGCAAAGGCCGAUCAGAAGCAACAACUCGCGCAGGAUCAAGUCGACACAGCACAGACGUCCAACACAGCCAUGGAAGACGCCGCAAAUAGUCAGAUCCAAGACAUCACCAAUACUGGAGGAGAGCUCGACGUUGCGCUCGCCGCUAUUCUCGUCUUCACGCCACAGAUGCAAAUCGCGCAACAACAGCUCAGCACCGCUCUCGAGACAUUCACCGACGACAUACAGAACAAGUUCGACGUCACGCCGGAUCUUGUCCUCAAUGCGCUGUCUACGCUGUGCAUGGCACCGGACGAACUGACCACCGGCGUUCAAGGCGUCAAUGUCGCAUAUCAGUCCUGGACCACCAUUGCCAACAACAAAAACAACAGGGUCAACAAGAGCUAUAUCGUCCAGCAGCUGGGGCAGUGCCAAGGGACCAUCAGCAGUCUUGUCAACACGUUCCAGAUUCUCGACCCCGGCGAUCUCACCGCCGACCAGCCCGACUACGCCAAAAUCUUUGCAACAAAUGACACCAUCACCAAGCUCAUCAAGAACUUUAGCGCCCAAAUCCCAACCGCAACUUCGGCCGCCGUCACGGCGGAUCUCAAAAACUUUAUCAAUCUAGUAACGCAACGCAACGACGCCGUGGUCAACUACAACGCCCUUGUCCAGACGGUCCUGCAGCUAGAGAACAUUGUCGCCGGCUGUGCCGGCGAAUCCGCCACUCUGGGAACCGAGGCUCUCAACUUUGAUCCCGCGCUGCCUACCAUCUACUUUUGGCUGAAGCGACUCAUGUGCCAGAAUCAACUGCAGAUCAUGGAGGAGCUCAAUUGCCAGGCUCGAGCACUCGCCUUCUGGGGGCCCAUGGAUAUCGACACCGUUUCUUUCUCAACGCCCGGGCCCAUGAACGGCUCCAUCAAUCUGCUGAACUACCAAAGCCAACUGAGUUCCAAGUUUGAGAGCUGUUUCGAUACGUUCCAGUCGGGCGGUUGGUCAUCCUGGCCGGAGUCCAAGAAUUUCUUGGAGCAGGGCAUCAUCGUCCAGCUGGAUAGUGACACGCUCAGCGAUAUCAAGGACCCCACAAAGAACUACACAGCCAUGUUUCCUAUCACACCUGCUUCGAGCCCGAGCUUCAGUGAUAUGGUCAAUGUGCGUCUGACCCAGGUCAGAGUCUGGUUGUUGGGAGCCACUGUUGGGUUGAACACGCCAAACAACACAAACAACUCGAAUAACACGAAUAACACGAGCUCGCCGAGCCAGACAGCGGCACCCAACACAUCCCAGGUCACUACCAGUUCUUCUCCAGCCGCCACAACCCCCAACACAACUUCCACCACCGGCUCAACGCCCACGCCCUUGCCCGCGACAGGCCAAACCUCCAUCACCAACUCCUCCCACCCCCUCAGAAUCGAAAUCCUCCAGUCCGGCGGCGAAGUCAUCUGGUCACCAGACGGCAAGCCUCACGCUUUUUCGCACACCCCAGUAUCUCUGCAAUUCUCCUACGAAACCACCAUAUUCAACCAGAAAGGCAAAUGCAGCGGCGACCCCAAGCUCGUCUAUGACAUCCAGGACAUCCAAUACGACUACGCUGGCAGACCUAACCUUCCGGGUGUCAACGAGAAGCCACCCAUUGGGCCGUUUUGCGACUGGACAGUGCAGGUCAGAGAAGAUGCCAAUCCAGGAUUGGAUUUGAGUAGUGUGACGGCUGGGUAUAUUGAGUUUUGUGGUCGCAAUAUGGCAUUAAAUGAGGGUAGUACGUUGGACCUGCACACCGAGCAUUUGUGGGGUGAGAGGAUCAAGGCGACGUGA
Molecule: messenger RNA, 3651 nt
Organism: Fusarium vanettenii 77-13-4
Lineage: Eukaryota; Fungi; Ascomycota; Sordariomycetes; Hypocreales; Nectriaceae
Exons: 2
Coding region: 1-3651 (1216 amino acids)
Source: RefSeq, a predicted model, not a curated record